Molecule: messenger RNA, 1113 nt
Organism: Torulaspora globosa
Lineage: Eukaryota; Fungi; Ascomycota; Saccharomycetes; Saccharomycetales; Saccharomycetaceae
Gene: OPI1
Product: transcriptional regulator OPI1
Exons: 1
Coding region: 1-1113 (370 amino acids)
Biological process (GO): phospholipid biosynthetic process; regulation of transcription by RNA polymerase II; endoplasmic reticulum unfolded protein response
Cellular component (GO): nucleus; endoplasmic reticulum
Molecular function (GO): transcription corepressor activity
Source: RefSeq, a predicted model, not a curated record
AUGAAACGUGGCACUGGAUCGUCACUAUCAGGCAGAUUGCAGUUAUCAGAAGAAGAUGUCCAAGCAGCAGAAGCGCUAGAUGUAUUAAGAAAUUCACAUGGGCAAAGAGAACAUCUCAUGAUCAAUGUGCAAGGAGAUCGAGUUGAUGAUAAGACGGGAGUACCUUUGCAACAAAGUAGCGACUCGUUGUUGGAUAGAGUUCGGAGGAACUCUGUGAUCAGCAACGUUGUGUCGCUCUAUGAGAUGAAAAGUAAGAAGAGGACGGCUUCUGCUGUAAGCAACAAUACUGAGGACAGUGCGAAGUCCGGCAGCGACGAUAGAAGCUCGGAUAGGGACGAUUGUAAUGCGUUUGUCGAAGACGAACAAUCGCGCAAAGAGUCGGCAGUCUCCAAGAGACAAAAGAUCACCGAUGUGAUUGCCAAGAGUAAAGGUAAUCUGAAGGAGUAUCAGCUUAAUAUGUCGAUUGAAUCGAAGAAACGUCUGAUUGCGUGUUUGCAUUUAUUGAAACUGGCUAACAAGCAGCUAACCGAUAGAGUGUCAGUGUUGCAGGAACAAGUAGAAAGAGAAAGGAAGAACAAGAAGACCAACAAGCGAAUGAAGUGUGAAAUUCAGGAGGGCGACGCGGAAGAGAAUGGCGAUAACGACGACGAUGAAAGCGAAGAUGAGUAUUUUGAUGCUGCGGAAUCCGUCGACGAGCAAUCUAAAGUGAUCAAAAUGGAAGUCGUAGGGACGGUCAAGAAAGUUUAUUCGCUUAUAUCAAAGUUUGCUGGUAACUCGCUUCCCGAACCAGCACGGUCACAAGUACGCCAGACUUUGCUCAAUCUUCCAACCAACUGGACGAUAAGCGUGAAUAAAUCAUCCUUGUCUCGCAAGGCUCAUCGAAGUCAGAAACAUCUGAGCGCAAAUGGAAAAAUUCUCAUCUUGGCUGAGGAGUCCUUGAACGUGGUAAGGAAUGUCAUGCAAGUCGUCGACUGCAGCCUCGGUAGAGCGGAAGAGUGGGUAAAACAGAAACAAGAAGUAAAAGAGCUGCUGAAGGAAAGGUUCCUGCAGCAGCAGCUCAAGAUGCAAAUUAGGGAGCAAAUAGAGAAGGAGAGACAGGAAAAACAAGCAUAA